This is a messenger RNA of Colius striatus (speckled mousebird), 752 nucleotides long. RefSeq names its product transmembrane protein 234 (gene TMEM234). Bases 63 to 461 code for a protein of 132 amino acids. The transcript is spliced from 5 exons. Lineage: Eukaryota; Metazoa; Chordata; Aves; Coliiformes; Coliidae. The record is from RefSeq and is a predicted model, not a curated record.
AGGCACGGGCGGGGAAUCGCUUCCGAGGGCAGGGGCGGGACGGAAAUGCGUGUCCCGUCGCCAUGGCGGCAGCGGGACAGGCCGUGGCACUGGGGCUGGUGGCCGUGCUGUGGGGCUGCAGCGGCCCGUUCCUGCGCAGAGGGGCCGCGGGGCUGGACGAGGCGCUGGAGGAGCUGCGGGGCCGGGGGCACCUGCGGCAGCUGAUGGCCCAGAUCCGCUUCCUGAGCCUCAACUACAAGUACAUGGUGCCAUUUCUGCUCAAUCAAGGUGGAUCUCUCAUCUUCUACCUCACUUUGGCAUCCACAGACCUGUCCCUGGCAGUGCCUCUCUGUAACUCCCUGGCUUUGAUAGUCACGCUGCUGACCGGGAGGAUCCUGGGAGAGGACAUCGGUGGUAAAAGGGCUGUGGCAGGGAUGCUGCUCACCAGCCUGGGGGUCACGCUCUGCGUCGCUGCUUCGUGAGCAAAGGGCAGCCAGAAGCAGAAGAAGAGAACCUGCUGAGAGGAAACCCCCAGGGCUCUGGCUCUGCACCAGACUCUCUGGCUCAGCUGCACCCAAAAAGCUGCUCUUUGUUGUCAAAAACAGCAUGACAAAAGCAUGGAGUGUAACCCCUGAGCAGCAGAGGGAACCAGGCACGGUGCAGCGACAUCCUGUGUAAUGGCUUUGUCUGUUUCAAGGCAGGGGUGGUGGAAUUGUCCUGUUCAGCACUGGAAGGAUGAUGGUGAAUAAAUCAGUGUGACCUGCUGGCUCUAA